UGUCACCUUAGCAACGCUCUUCGGCGUCCCUGACGUUGCAAGGGUUUGUGGGAAUCCGAGGCCGAAGGGUUGAGCGACCGCCCUUUUUGUAGCGACGAGUCUAGAACAGUGGUACAUACGUCGAGAGAAAUAUUAUCGUAGAACAACUUUUCUAACCACCGUAACCAAACUUAAGAGAGGGAUCAGGUGAAUAAUGGCGGCUGAAGUGGAGGGGGUGUUCGAUCAAGACAAUGAGUACCCAGCACAUUACAAAGUCAUGAUGGACAAACUUAAUGAACAACGACAGCUGGACCAGUUCACAGACAUUACUUUAAUUGUGGACGGACACCAGUUCAGAGCCCAUAAAGCAGUGUUGGCUGCAUGCAGUCAGUUUUUCCACAAGUUCUUCCAGGAUUUUAACCAGGAGCCACUGGUGGAGAUAGAAGGAGUGAGCAACACAGCCUUUAGCCAGCUGAUGGAGUUCACUUACACAGCCACACUAGCUGUAGCUGGAGAAGAGGAGGCCUACGAUGUCUGGAAGGCUGCUGAAUACCUCCAGAUGCAGGAAGCCAUCAAGGCGCUCAACAAUAAAAUUAAUGAGAAUUCCUCAGUCAUGGCAAAGAGCAAAGGUAAAAAGAGGAAGAUUGCUGAAACAUCUAAUGUGAUUACAGAAACCUUACCCUCAGUGGAAGGGGAACAGGUGGAGAUUGAGGUUAUAGGGGAAGGGGCCAUUGUAGUGGAGGAGUCGGGCUUGGAGGAGGUGGUCGAUGCAGCAAAGAAUGCUCAGGCAGCGUCAGAUGACUCUGCUUUGGCUCUUCUUGCUGACAUAACUAGCAAAUAUCAGCAAGGGGAACCUACGCUACAGGUCAUCAAGAAGGGAGGACUAGAAGAGGAGGUCGUGUAUCAAGAGGAAACUGUGACUGCCUCCAAGGUGCUGGAGAAUGUCGAGAUCGUAGAGGUCCAGAUUUCCCAAGUGGACAAUAUGUUCCGCUGCAGCAAGUGCGACCGCAGCUUCAAGUUGUACUACCACCUCAAACAGCACCUGAAAACACACCUGGGCUCACUGGAAAAGCCGCACGUGUGCAACCACUGCGGUAAAGCCUACACGCGGGAGGGUGCCUUGAAGCAGCACAUCAGCACGUUUCAUUUUGAUGCAGAGGAGCUGUCUCGAAACCAGAAACCCCAAAAGAAAGUGCAUGUUUGUGAAUACUGCAAGAAGCACUUUGACCACUUCGGCCACUUUAAGGAGCACUUACGGAAGCACACAGGUGAAAAACCUUAUGAGUGUCCAGAUUGCCAUGAGCGUUUUGCAAGGAACAGCACUCUGAAGUGCCAUAUGGCAGCCUGUCAGAAUGGGGCUGGAGCCAAGAAAGGACGCAAGAAACUCUAUGAAUGCCAGGUCUGCAGCAGUGUGUUCAACAGCUGGGACCAGUUCAAAGACCAUCUUGUGAGCCACACAGGAGUCAAGCCCAAUCACUGUACCAUGUGUGACAUGUGGUUCACCCACCCUAAAGAGCUAAAGGCCCACCUCAAAGAUGUCCAUUCCAUCGAGGACAACAAGUCAACUGAAGAACUAGUCAUUACUGACUCUGCCGCCACCGCCGCCCUCGCCAUAGCAACGCAGAGCAUAGAAGGAGCUGAAACGGUCCUGUUGGAUGACGGAAUUCAGGUCGAACACGUAACUGUGGAGCCUGUAGAUGUGAUGGAGAUGGAAGAGACUGCAACAGUUGUGGUGGAGGGGGGGGGGGUCGCAGAGAUGUGCGAGGAGGACAUGGAGAGAUUGAAGCAGGCAGGGGUGCAGAUCCAGGUGGUGCAUGUGACCACAACUGAAGUUGAUGGGCAGCAGGUGGUGAACUCUCAGGUGGAAGUAGAAAUGGAGGGGGAGAUGGUGAAUGUUGAGGAAGUAGAAUAAGCAGUGGUUGUAUGAGAAUGUGAAAAGGACCGUCUUAAAUGACCCGCAGGACACACUUUCAGUCCUGAACGGCUGCAUUAUCCUGUAGCUGACAUCUUUGUUUCCACGCAGAACACUGCAUGUGGGAUACAGCAUGUCACCUCAAUAUGUCCUGCCGUCUUCCAUCACAUUGAAUGACUCUGUUCCCACCAACAUCACCCUUUGAACUCUGAGUUAUGGACAGAGAUGUAUAACUUCCUGCUAAUGAUGCUGUAUUUAUGUUAAAGCUGUUUGUUGAUGACUCUUCAGUGCUUCACAAAUUCCUCUUCGUGUGUUUUUUUUUUUUUUUUUUUUCUGUGUCCUUAUUUUACCUCAGAUUUAAAGUUUGUUCUUUUAAAUUGGGUCCUUUGCCAAGACAGUUUGACAAUGAAUGAAAUGUUCUUGUUGCAGCUCAUAUAAAAGCUGUUGUAUGGUGCUGAUGUUCCUCAGUGCAAAUGCUACAGCUUUGUUCAAGCUUAUUUUCUUAUUGACUUAUGGUGUUUUUGUAGGAAAAACUCAGAUAUGGAAUAAAUAUGGUUUCCAGAAUGGGCCACCAAGUCUUGCAUCCAUAUCCUGAGAUCUUAAUGCUCUCAAAAUCAAAAGAGUGAGGUACAGAUAAAUUUAGAAAUGCUGUUGUCUUUUUUUUUUUUCUUUUUAAGUUCUUCAAUUGAUAAAAUGGCAUAAAAAGUGGUCCUUAAUAUAUAUGAACCCUCAAUUAUCACCCAACUCUGCAGUGCCACUUAGCUUUACAGAAUUUUUAAGUGACUUUCAGCUCAUUGUUUGGGUUUUUAUGACAGGGACUUUUACUGUCUUGAUUCAGUCUCAGACCCACUGUACGGUACCUGCCCAGCACAAAAUGUACAAAUACAGAGUUAGCUACUAGCUGGUGAACAAAGUGGAGCAUUUAGCAGCAAAAGAGCCAGAUAUUUUCGUCUGGAGCUGUUGGAAACCAGAGCAAAGCUGAAAGCAAACUAAAUAUUGGACUUAGAUUCAUCAAGUAUCCAGAAACACAACAGAAAAUAAAUGCUUAAGUUGGUCCAUAUCUGCAAACAGCUGUUUGCAAACAAGUCCGCCCUUUUACCCUUACAGGGUGACUGAUUGUGCCAACGUUGUGUUUAUAGCCUGUUUGCCCUGCCCCCAAGUGGCUAAGAAAAAAAAUCUGUUAAUGUAGGAUUCA
Molecule: messenger RNA, 3086 nt
Organism: Xiphias gladius (swordfish)
Lineage: Eukaryota; Metazoa; Chordata; Actinopteri; Istiophoriformes; Xiphiidae
Gene: zbtb35
Product: zinc finger protein 131
Exons: 9
Coding region: 194-1891 (565 amino acids)
Biological process (GO): regulation of transcription by RNA polymerase II
Cellular component (GO): nucleus
Molecular function (GO): RNA polymerase II cis-regulatory region sequence-specific DNA binding; protein binding; DNA-binding transcription factor activity, RNA polymerase II-specific
Source: RefSeq, a predicted model, not a curated record